GAAUUCGCAAUCAGUUCGCAAGUGGGAACCGAUCCAUUCAGAUGGCAGCCGCAGUGAUUCCGAACUUUGCCCAGGAGGAGCUCUUCGUCAGCAGGGCCACCAUUCGGCUGCAGUUGCCGCAGGGCGGAGCCCAGUUGCCCACCGUCUUUGAGUGGCGCACACAGGUGGUCACGCCCACACCCGUUGCCGCCCCCGAGGAGGAGUGCAUUAGUGGGCAUCGGACCACGGAGAGUGCCACGCCCAAGAGCAAUUACUACACGCCCCCGCGGAUCCUCGGAACGGAGGCGAAGCGCAAGAACCUGCCCCAAACGUUGGGCAACUUCUUCGAGGCGGAGCGCCACGCCAGCGCCUGGAAUCGCGUGAGCAAGUAGCCACCAACCGAAUCCAUCCCAGAACGAAACCCAUCCAAAGGGAGGCCUAAUCGAUUAACCCAUUAAGUGGCAAGAGCUGCAGGAGAGUGAAAUUCCAUUCCGUUGCCAAAAAUUCCAAUUCAUGGCCCAAAAUUGCUUACUCGAAUGGUGGGUGGGUUGAUAGAUACGCUGGCCUGGGACAAACACAAACCCAAACCCAACUAUGUAUAUAAGCAUCCCAUGAAUAUUUAUGUGCCACCCCCUUGUACCCUGAUAAUGCAAUAAAAGUAUUAUUUGAUAGAUAAA
Molecule: messenger RNA, 656 nt
Organism: Drosophila elegans
Lineage: Eukaryota; Metazoa; Arthropoda; Insecta; Diptera; Drosophilidae
Exons: 1
Coding region: 42-371 (109 amino acids)
Source: RefSeq, a predicted model, not a curated record